Messenger RNA from Silurus meridionalis, 3328 nucleotides. RefSeq names its product SRSF protein kinase 1b (gene srpk1b). Gene Ontology annotation, biological process: protein phosphorylation; regulation of mRNA processing; spliceosomal complex assembly. The transcript has 16 exons. Gene Ontology annotation, molecular function: ATP binding; protein kinase activity. The record is from RefSeq and is a predicted model, not a curated record. NCBI's taxonomy places the organism in Eukaryota, Metazoa, Chordata, Actinopteri, Siluriformes, Siluridae. The coding region runs from base 213 to 2144 and encodes 643 amino acids.
AAAUAAUUAUGGGUUUAAUUUUGCCCUAAACUACAUUAUACAUAUUGUGAUGAUAAUGGGCAGUUUAUAAUAUUGCAUGUAUUCGUAUAAGGUGGAAAGUGUUGUCCAGAGUGAACAGAAAGUGGAUGUUGUGUGAGUAAUCAGGAGGGAGGGAGUUUUUUUUGCGGCGUGUGUGCAGUGGGAGAAACACGCGGUGGGACCGGUACUACAGCAUGGAGAGAAAAGUGCUUGCACUCCAGGCGAGGAAAAAAAGGACCAAGCCGAGAAAACCAGGCAAAAAACCUGAUCCCCACCCACGGGGAGCUGCCCAGCCUGACUCAGCUCUGCAGGAGCAAGAGGAGGAGAUCUUGGGCUCUGAUGAUGAAGAGCAGGAAGAUCCCAAUGACUACUGCAAGGGCGGUUAUCAUCAUGUGAAGAUUGGUGACCUGUUCCACGGCCGUUACCAUGUGAUCCGCAAACUGGGAUGGGGGCAUUUCUCCACUGUGUGGUUGGCGUGGGACAUCCAGGGAAAGCGCUUUGUGGCUAUGAAGGUAGUGAAGAGUGCAGAGCAUUACACUGAAACUGCUCUGGAUGAGAUCAAGCUCCUGCGCACGGUGCGGACCUCAGACCCGAACGACCCGAGCGGAGAGAAAGUAGUGCAGCUGCUGGACGACUUCAAGAUUUCAGGUGUCAACGGCACUCAUGUGUGCAUGGUUUUUGAAGUCCUUGGUCACCACUUGCUCAAGUGGAUCAUCAAAUCUAACUACCAGGGUUUGCCCUUACCCUGUGUUAAAAGCAUUAUUCGGCAGGUUUUACAAGGUCUGGACUAUCUGCAUACAAAGUGCAAAAUCAUCCACACAGACAUAAAGCCAGAGAAUAUCUUAAUGACUGUCGAUGAGUCAUACAUCAGGAAGCUGGCAGUCGAGGCCACCGAGUGGCAGAAAUCUGGAGCUCCUCCGCCAUCCGGCUCAGCAGUCAGCACAGCUCCAGCUCCCAAACAGGUGGUGAAAAUGUCUAAGAACAAGAAGAAGAAGCUGAAGAAGAAGCAAAAGCGGCAGGCCGAGCUGCUCGAGAAACGCAUCCUGGAUAUCGAAGGGUUAGAGAAAGCGAACGAGGGGGCCGAGGAUGAGGAGGACGAGGAAACCGAAACCCCUGACACAACUCCGUCUGUCCCCAACAGUCAGACUCUGCAGGAAAUCACAGCUGAGGCCACCCUGGAGGAAAUUCCUGUAACCUGGCCUCAGCACAGAGAAAGUGCCUUGGACGGCAACUUUACCAGCCAGCACCCCGAGGACGAGAAGCCUGCUGACGCACAGCAGCAAGAGAAGGAAGAAUCUCCCAUCAACCCCUAUGGCAACGUCACAGGAGAGGCGGAGUCCCAGCUCGUUAACCCCUACCCAGUGUGCAAUGGGACGAUCCCCUCCGAGCCAGGCUGUCCCGAUGGUAAUGGACCUUUGCAUUGUGACAUGAUUGAGUCGCAGCAGAAACAGCAGACACUGAAUACAACGAAGCCGAACGCCUGCAACAUGCUAAACGAUUGGGAGAUAGAGUCGAGACGCAAGAAGGAGCUGGAGCCUAGUUCACAGGCAGGCCCAGACAUGGAGGACGUUAAGCUUGCAGCAGGGAGUCUCUUGGUGAAUCUGCUGGAACCACUGAACGCUGACAAGAUCCAGGUGAAAAUCGCCGACCUGGGCAACGCCUGCUGGGUGCACAAACAUUUCACGGAUGAUAUUCAGACACGGCAGUAUCGUGCUCUGGAGGUGCUAAUGGGUUCAGGCUACAGCACCCCAGCAGACAUCUGGAGCACAGCAUGCAUGGCGUUUGAAUUGGCAACAGGAGAUUACCUGUUCGAACCGCAUUCUGGUGAGGAUUACUCCAGAGAUGAAGAUCACAUCGCGCUGAUCAUCGAGCUGCUGGGCAAAGUUCCUCGCAAACUCAUAAUGAAUGGCAAAUAUUCGAAGGAGUUCUUCACCAAGAAAGGUGACCUGAGGCACAUCACUAAGCUGAAGCCGUGGGGGCUUACGGACGUCCUGGUGGAGAAGUACGAGUGGCAGAGGGAGGAGGCGCAGUGCUUCAGCAGCUUCCUUCUCCCCAUGCUGGAUCUGAUCCCCGAGAAAAGAGCUACAGCUGCCGAGUGCCUCCGGCACGCCUGGAUCGCAUCGUAAUAGCCGGGUGGGUGGUGGUGGGGGGGAUAAACACACGCACACAGAUACUUAUCUUCGAUUUAAAAAAAUAAAAAAAUAAAUAAAAAAAGACUAACCAAGUCUGUUCAAAAGAUAUACUUCAGUUCAUGAUGGAACAUGAAGGGGUCCAAUCAAACAGAUGUAAUAUCUAUUUAUUUCUCGUAAUAGUCCUUUAUAUGUACCAGGUGCAGUUUGGUGUGUCCUACCAUUUUGAUGCCCCCUUCUCUUUUGUGUGCAGACCGCGUCUAACACCGCGCUCGUUUUCAUACGCAGGGUAAUUCAGCAGAUUAAUACAAGUCGAAUUAUUUCUCUACAUUCGCUUUAGUCAUAAUCGGCCUUUUUGUGACACAGCCGUGUUCAUUUGGCAACACUGAAGGAAGCACAGAUGUUCUGUCUCUACUGUAAAAAUAAAAGUUUGGUUGGUUUGUUUUGUUUUUGGAAAGUUUUCCCACAUUACAGCACAGGCUGCAUGAGACACAUGAAUGAUUUCAGGCUGACAGUGAUGGCCUGGCUGUAAAUGGACAUUUAUUGUAUAAACAGAUGCGUAACGAUUUUCAGCUGUCACUUUUGUCAUAUGUAACUCGAAAAAAUGUACAAAAAAAAAAAGAAAUACAGCGCACAAUUAGGUACGUGAGGGACUGUCGGUGUGCAAAAAAAAAAAAAAAAAAACCCUAAAAGUUUCAUACGCUCAAUGUGGAAAAGUUGAACGUCUUCGCCACAGAGUCAGUGGUGUGAAACCAAAGAGUUGGCGCUCUUUAUCACAGUGUCACCAUUGUUCAAUUCAUGCAUUGCGUUUUUUGCUCGAUGGCGAUGUUUGAGUAACCGAUACGAAGAUGCCUUGAUAAACGCUUCUCUGAAUUUUGGGGAUACUUUUACUGAUGUUGCUCGUAGCAGGAUCAGUGAUUUUGUUUAGGGUUGUUUUUUUAUGUGUAAAUGAACGUAGAGUUUUAUUGUGAAGGACCGGGACCUCUGCUUGCUUUUUGUAUCGAAAGACUUGUCACCUUUGACCUUUUCCAAUUUCCACAAGCAUGUCCUUUUUUCUUUUUUUUUUUCUUUUUUUUCCACCCCUUUCCUCUCCUUUCUCUCUCUUUGCUUUUUCUCAGCCGUUACACUCUUGAUUGUUUGCUGCUUUCUGUAGUUGUUCUGAAUAAAGCCUUGAAAGUCGA